Molecule: messenger RNA, 3419 nt
Organism: Nerophis lumbriciformis (worm pipefish)
Lineage: Eukaryota; Metazoa; Chordata; Actinopteri; Syngnathiformes; Syngnathidae
Gene: bcl6aa
Product: BCL6A transcription repressor a
Biological process (GO): regulation of transcription by RNA polymerase II
Cellular component (GO): nucleus
Molecular function (GO): protein binding; DNA-binding transcription factor activity, RNA polymerase II-specific
Source: RefSeq, a predicted model, not a curated record
UUCACGGAAAAGCUGAGCGGCGGGAUCGGAGGAAGGCCAGAACCCGCGCAGAACUCGCCCGAGACCGUCCGGACCCUGCAGGAGAACCGAGUGCGGGAGAGAAAAGAGGACCGCCGACUUGCAGUGAAGGCUUCGCUACACGUCUCAACAUGCCUCACUCCCAGAAGAAAGCCCAGCAACUGUUGCUGCUGUGCCAAGGAGGCGACGGCGCGACUAAAGAGGGGGAAUCCCUGCUUUGGAAUCCUCACAAGCAAAGUUUCCACGAAGUCUGCAAGAUGUCUUGCGCGGCGGACAGCUGCAUACAGUUCACGCGCCACGCCAGCGACGUUCUGCUCAACCUGAACCGCCUGCGCAGUCGGGACAUUCUCACCGACGUCACCAUCCUGGUCAACCGGCAGCAGUUCCGCGCGCACAAGACGGUGCUCAUGGCUUGCAGUGGGCUGUUCUACACCAUCUUCACCGACUCGCACAAGUGCAACCUUAACGCCAUCAGUCUGGACCCAAAGGUGGACCCGGAAGGCUUCGCUAUCCUGCUAGAAUUCAUGUACACGUCCCGUCUGACACUCAAAGAGAGUCUGAUCGUGGCCAUCAUGAACACUGCCAUCUACCUGCAGAUGGACCAUGUGGUAGACACCUGUCAUAGAUUCAUCAAAUCCAGUGAUCCCACUGCCAAGCUUCCCAGAGAUGAGUUCCUGGUCAGUCCUCUGGUUUUGUCUCAGGACGUCCACGCGUACCGCCCUCAUGACAUGGUUGAAACGUUGCACAGCCGCAUGGCUCCGUUCAGAGAUGCGCGACCCUAUGGCACUAACAUGCUCAACGGAGUCAGCACGCCCAGCAACUACCAUCUCUACGGGCAGUUCCCCAUGCCAGGAUUCCCUUUCCCUCUCUGUAAGCUGACUGAUGCAAAAAACCCAUUUGCUGAUCUCUCACGGAGCGGGAUUCACCACAAGCACCCUCUCGAUGGCGCCUCCAUCAGCAGGGCCGAGUACGCCAGAGCGGUCAGCUCCUCUGCGUCCUCCGGCAUCCUUCACGGUACUAACUUUGCUCCCAGGGAGGUGGGGCGUGACGAAGAGGUGAGGAAAGAAAGCCACGAGGGCAUUGGCCUCCCUGUUGGCCUCAGUGCAAGGAAGCGUGUCUUCCCCGUGUUGACCCUGGAGCACCACAAAGACAAAGACCACGCUCCGCCAUCUGAAGGGGAACUAGUGCAUCAUCACUACCCGCUGGGAAUCUCCUCUGCCGGACGCAAGAGCCUCAUGAGUAGCCCUCAAAGCCCACUCAAAUCGGACUGCCAGCCGAACUCCCCGACAGAGUCCAGCAGCAGCAAGAACGCCGGCCUCUUGCAGGCGGCCUCUGGCGCGCAGGUUCUGCCGGGUACUCAGGACCCUAAAUCUCGCAACUGGAAAAAGUACAAGUUCAUCGUGUUGAACCAGAGUGCCAAAGAGGAAGAGGCCAGUCUGCGGGACCCCGGCUUGUGCUCGCCUCAGCGCCUCGGCCUGCAGUCGUACCUGCAUCCUGGUGACUCUGAGAAUCUCGAGUCACUCACCACGAGAAAGAACGUUGCAGAUCAUCCUGUACCGCAAACCAGCCGGCUGAACAACAUCAUCAGCAGUGCACUGGGUCACGCAGAGGGUCACCCGUCGCGCUACUUGAACCGACUCAACUGCUCGUCCUGCGGCUCACAAUCUCCGCAACACUCGGAAGUCUGCCCGUCCAGGUCGCGACUCUCCGAAGACAUGGCCGAACUUCAUUCUGAAUACUCUGACUCCAGCUGUGAAAACGGCACUUUCUUCUGCAACGAAUGCGACUCCAAGUUCGCCGAAGAGGAGGCGCUGAAGCAGCACACGCUCCAAGUCCACAGCGACAAGCCGUACAAGUGCGACCGCUGCCAGGCCGCCUUCCGCUACAAGGGCAACCUCGCCAGCCACAAGACCGUCCACACCGCUGUCGUGUUUCCAGGAGAGAAACCGUAUCGCUGCAACAUAUGUGGUGCUCAGUUCAACAGACCAGCCAACCUCAAGACUCACACUCGCAUCCACUCAGGAGAAAAGCCAUACAAAUGUGAGACGUGCGGGGCUCGCUUCGUACAGGUUGCCCAUCUCCGCGCCCACGUCCUGAUCCACACGGGCGAGAAGCCAUACCCUUGUGAGAUCUGCGGUACGCGCUUCCGUCACCUGCAGACGCUGAAGAGCCACCUGCGCAUCCACACGGGCGAGAAGCCCUACCAUUGUGAGAAAUGCAACUUGCACUUCCGCCACAAGAGUCAGCUGCGACUGCACCUGCGGCAGAAGCACGGCGCCAUCACCAACACCAAGAUCCAGUACCGCGUGUCGGCCGUCGACAUGCCCGCGGACCUGACCAAGGCCUGUUGAGCGGUCGUGGGGACGGAGGCCAUCUUAAACCCCGCGCCUCCCUUUUGACUUGUACAAUCAUCCAAUCAAACGUUAGUGCCACACUGUGUUCGUUGGACUAAUCAAAUUGGCCGCGGUGUCAAACAUUUGGAGAAAAAACGGGUUUCCACUACAUGUGAACGUAGAGCCGCAGCCGGCGUCUUUUAAGUCACUUUAACGGUUUCUGUCUAAAUAGAUCUAUAUAAAUAUGUAUCUACGUGUUUCUAAGCUUUGAAGGUACGCAUAUAAAGCUUUAUUUUGUCGAAGGAUGGAAUGUAAAAAAAACAAAAAAAAACAAGUGAUUUUUAAGGAGAAAAAAAACAGUAUUUUAUAUCAGAACUUUUCUGAGAAUAUUGACUGACGGGUGGUACGUAUAUUUUAAAACGUGUACAGAGUCCUCUAUACAUUUUUAAGUGGAGUUGUGGAGGAGGAAUUGGCUUUUGUCCAAACAAAGUAAAAAAAAAACAUAUCAGAGAAGCGCUGCUGUCUGACUGCUUAUGCAUGAGCUGCUCCUUGAGGGUGACUGUAUUAUAAACAUUGUGACAUUAUUGUGUAUUUAUACAUGUGGGAUUGUCCUCUGCUGGCGGAGACAAUCGUCGAUGUUGAAUUGCGAUUCGAGGUUUGUUAUGACUGAGAAAAUAUUUUGCUUCUAAUGUAUUUGUAAAGAUGUGUUUUUCCCCCCCAACCCCUUCAAAGUUUACAGUUCUGGUCGUUGUUAUCCUUAGCGUACAGUUGUGUAAUUGUCGGUUUGUACAUACACUGUGGAUUCAAUGUGCCUUUUCUUCAUGGCGACGGAGUUCCUCUUCAGCUCUGUUAAGGUACAACACCACUCGUUACCCCCCUUUUUUGUGUGUAUGAAUGUGUGUACGUGUGUGUGUAUAUUUUUCAAUGCUUGUCACCAACCUGAAAAACAUGCAAAAUACUUCACUGUAAUUCUUCAGGACUUGUUUUUGGAUUUUCUAUCUGAAUUUGAGACUAUUGUACAAUGUUCUUGAUGUAUGAAUGUAAAAUAAAAGUCAUGAUUUCUAUGUA